Molecule: messenger RNA, 571 nt
Organism: Frieseomelitta varia
Lineage: Eukaryota; Metazoa; Arthropoda; Insecta; Hymenoptera; Apidae
Gene: Pa1
Product: PAXIP1-associated glutamate-rich protein 1
Exons: 3
Coding region: 11-466 (151 amino acids)
Source: RefSeq, a predicted model, not a curated record
GUGAUAAGAAAUGGAGCGCAACGAAGAAGAUUGGUCGAUAGAAUGUUCUGACGACGAAAAGUACGAAAUGGAUGGAAAAAACGAAUGGACUCUGAAACCUAACGACAUAUUAACAUUGACUGAAGCCCUUGAGGCUAAUAACAGAGCUUUGGAACUCGAAUGGAAGUGUCCAGGUAGAAGAGGUCCAUCUCCUGUUCCCACAAAUAUUCGACAGCAAGAUAAUGGCUCACAGGAGUACAAGACAGAAGAGAAGUCGGACUUUGAUUUCAUGGAUGAGAUGUCGUCGCCAAGAUUACCAGUUCGUAGAACUGGCGAAAGUACUCCGAAAGGAAGCGCCAAGAAAAAAACUGCAAGUUUCAACGGUGUACUAUCAACCAUGUUGCGACAUCGCAGAUUGGAACAACAGGAAAUUAAUUCAAGUCCAAAAAAGAUCGAAUCACCUGUAUCAAAAACACAGCCGACCUAAUUGUUUCAUCGAUGCCAUCGCGGUUAUGUUUAUAACGAAUUGCGUAUUAUAUUUCAAUACUUGUAUAGUAAUUAAAGUCUAUCGUGUUUAGUAAUUAAAAUUGUA